Sphenostylis stenocarpa is the source of this 1518-nucleotide messenger RNA. Lineage: Eukaryota; Viridiplantae; Streptophyta; Magnoliopsida; Fabales; Fabaceae. The record is from the annotation of a GenBank genome assembly.
AUGCUAAAGCAAAGAAACUUGCAAAUCCACAUUAAUGAGGAGGAAACAUUUCUUUUGGACAAGAAUAUCAUAUCAAAAUACUGUGGAAGGAUGAAAGCAAUCUUGAACCAUGAAAAGAGAAUGUGCUACAGCAAGACCUUGAGCAUUGAAAUCAAUGAUUUCCCUGGAGGGCCAGAAGGGUUUGAGUUGGUUUCAAGAUUCUGUUACAACCAUGGCAAAAUCCUCCUCAGUGUGUCAAACGUGGUUCUCCUCCAUUGCGGUGCCCUUUAUCUAGAAAUGUCCGAGGAGGUCUCCAGCAACAAUCUCUUGCAACAAACAGAAACCUUUCUUGAGAGAAUCUACUACUGGACAUGGAAUGAAAUUCUUGUGAAUCUCAUGAAGAACUGUGAACUAUUUCAUACAUGUGCAGAGAGUUAUGGUCUAUUAGAGAAUAUUAUUGGUGCACUCUUGACAAAAAUGGAUCAAAAUUCUGAAAGUGAUUCGGCCAAGAGAUUUUCUUAUUCAACACAAGUUACUCCCAAGACUAUAAAGUCAACUUGGGCAAACAAAGAGUGGUGGUUUAAGGAUUUGGCUACUUUACCCCCAAGAAUAAUUGAGAAGAUUCUCCAGACUAUUGGUGCCUACAAAACAGCCAACAACAACUCAAUUCUCACAAGGUUUCUGCUUCAUUAUCUGAAAAUAGUGACCCAAUUAAAAGAGGUUAAUUACAACAACAGUGUUGAGUAUGCUGGUCUUGCAGAAACAGCUGUUUAUGGGGUCAUAUUUGUUGGUAACAAGAGCUUUUCUUGUAGAGGCCUUUUUUGGGUACUAAGGAUUGUAUCAAGGUUUGGGAUGAGCAGAGAUUGCAGAGUUGAAAUUGAGAAAUUGAUUGGUGGGGUGCUUGAGCAAGCAACUUUGGAUGAUCUACUAGUCUCUGGGCACCAUAUGGGGCUAUAUUAUGAUGUAACAUUUGUGAUAAGAUUGAUUAAGCAAUUUGUUUAUAUAAAUGGAUCUGAUUGGGGGUGUGUACAGAAAUUGAAAAAAGUUGGUAGAUUAGUUGACAAGUAUUUGAUAGAGAUAUCCCCAGAUCAGAACCUGAAGGUCACUAAAUUUCUUGCAGUUGCAGAAUGUUUGCCUGAUUGUGCUAGGAAUUGCUUUGAUGGAGUUUACAGAGCCAUUGAUAUCUAUCUUCAGUCUCAUCCCAUGCUGGCAUUUGAGAACAGGUCAAGAUUGUGUAGAUGUCUUAAUUACAAUAAACUCAGCUUUGAAGUUUGUAAACAUCUUGCAAAGAACCCCAGAAUACCUCCAAUGAUUGCAAUGCAGGCUCUUAUUUCUCAACAAACCAACUUUCCAUCAAGUGACUUAGCAAUUGAGGAAAGUAAAAACCCCUCCCAAAUCAUUUUUUACCAUGACAAGACAGAUUCAUUCUUGGAAGAGAAAGAAGAUAUAAGACGAAACCUUGAGAGAAUGGAACUGAGAGUAAAGGAAUCGGAGAUAUUGUGCAAGGAAAUGAAGGUUCAGAUGUCAAGGUUUCACUAG